AUGGCGCCCGAGAAGCAUACCGUGAGCUCGCCGCACGCCCCCGAUGCGAAGCGCCGACGCGACGACACUAAACAAGAUCCGCCAAUCAGUCCGAAUGCUGCAAUUCCCGUGGUUCAUCGCGAGAAUGCGACCAUCGGCGCGACCAUCGGCGCGCACAUCAAACCCCCGCAAUCGCUAGAAGAAGUUUUUGCGCUCUUCGAGAAUCGAGACGAAGAUGAUGACGAGGAAGACGAUGACGAGGACCAGGAUGUUGAGGACGACGAUGAUGACGAAGCUGCGAAGCCAGUGAGCAUGAGCCCGGUCGUUGAGCCUCCAAAGCCGGUGCGCUCAUUCAAACCCCCGGGGGCGCGAGAUCCAAACGCAGCUCGGAAGGAUGCCAGCAUGAACCCAUGGAGGUUCCGAAAAUUAGACUAUGGGCCUUUGCAUUCUAAGAGCAAGAAUGGAAUCCCAGACUACACCUCAAGUAAGGAAGACCGAUCAUCAAUGAUCCAGCACGCGACAAAGACAAACAAUUUAGGCAAGAAUCGCGAAGGUCAAUCGGGGGACAAAAAGGAUAAUGGGAGCGGAAAUCCCUCGUCAAUAGUUCAGACAUCCCCAAACGAUACGGAUGAACAGCGUUCAGUCGAGAAGCUGGUCGGACGUUCCUACCGCUUAGGCUAUGACGAGUCGGACUCUGGAGUUAACGACUCUGACGAGCUGGAUAACGACUCUGGCGAGCUGGAAAAUGUGGCGGACAUGACUGGCUCGCUCGUCGCACCGAAAGCUGACAGCAAGAGCUCGACCAUCGAGGAAGCUGCGCAAAGCACCAGCAUGGAGCAAUUCGCCAUCAAAGUACAGUCAGACGCAACAGCAAGCAAUAUCGACAUCAUGAAGCAAGAGACUGAAUCAAGCCUUCCCUCAACACUCACGCCCAUCAUACCCUCGGCUCCGGACUGGGCACCUUUCUCCCACAAACCGAUCUAUCUUGGCGAACCUGGUCAUGGUCGAUUUAAGUCUCGUAUCGUCUUUGAAGCGGAUACUAUCCCUCAUGAGCAGCACUAUGCUGAGACUACGUACGGGAUUACCACCAGCAGUCGCAUGAGCGCACUCGAAAAGCUGAUGGAGUGGCGUCAGAAUUUCGGUAGCAAAUCGAAGGAUGGUCAACUGCGUAAGGCUGAGCGCCUUAUCAUUCUCAAUGAGCGCGAACCCUCAAUGGCGCGGAAUGAGCUUUCUCGCCACACCGAUUCGCUCAUGAGGCUAGGCAAGUGGCUGAAGCAGUUCAUGCCCGACAGCUUUGUCGUGAUCAAGACCACCAUUCCUGCCAAUGCCCACACGAAGGCGGGUAGAUUUGGUGCAUAUAUGGAGGCGCUGUGGCAGCUCUUGGCGAAUCACCCCUUCCAUUUCUUCGUGGAACUAGAGGAUAGGUCCAUAUUGACUAUGGGCAACGCAAGCAACGCGCAUGGAGGCAUGAACGAGGAACUUGCUUCCGCGAUCAACUUUGUUAACUCCGUUGAGUUCUUUCGGGUACAUGGGCACCUUAUGGCGGGGGGUCAGAAGCCAUUCGCCACCAUGAAGUCGAAGAAGAAACAGAAUAAGACUGCACAAAGCUCCAUCGACCCAGAGCGCGAGGCAAAGAAUGUCACCGCUGUUCUUCCCUGGAUUCCCGAGAGUUUCGCCCGGAAGUACUAUGAGGAUUGUGUGGCAUUUCCUGAUCAAGAUUUCGGUCCUCUGGAGUUCGACCAGAGGGGCACAAAUCCGGACACGCUGAUGCCGCAGGAGGUGAUUCGCUAUAUAGCAUCGAUGAAUAGGUACUUGUUCGCCAACCUCGGUCAUGCGAGCCAGGGCCCGCCAGUGUCAAUGGGAAAUUCGUAUGGAUCGUGGGCUAUAUAG
Molecule: messenger RNA, 1869 nt
Organism: Didymosphaeria variabile
Lineage: Eukaryota; Fungi; Ascomycota; Dothideomycetes; Pleosporales; Didymosphaeriaceae
Exons: 2
Coding region: 1-1869 (622 amino acids)
Source: RefSeq, a predicted model, not a curated record